UCCACUAUCCACCAGUCCAUCCCAUUGCUAUCUGUGUGAGAGGGUCUAUUCUGCUGCCCGAGCUGGUAAUCUUGACCUGCAGCUGUUGCCCCUCUCCCUGGUGCAGGUACUGUGAGGAGAUUCCCGCCGAAGACAACGAGACCAAUGACACCUGCCCCAAAACCCCAGAUGCCAAAAUGGACAUCAGCCCCCAGCUCCACAGGAAGGUGUUCCCCAACAGCAGUCUGAACUCCACGGACAGCACAGAUGCUCCGGUCAACUUUGACUUGCCCCCAGUGGAGGACUUCAGUGGCUGCGUCCCAGAAGACCUCCUACCCCUGCCGUUACCUGACAACAAGCUGUCAGAUAGUAGCGGCUCCGCACAUGUCCCCGUCCCCUCACCUUCCCUUGACUUCAAUGACAACGAGGACCUCCCCACUGAACUCAGCGACUCCUCAGAAACACACGAUGAGGAAGGGGAAGUGCAAGCCUUCCAGGAAGAUCUGCAUGGGAAACUGUACAUUAAUGAAGUGUAUAAGUUCAGUGUGGAUAAACUGCAUGACAUCCUCUUCACUGAAUCGCAGUUCAUGAGAGAGUUUCUGGAGCAGAGACGCUUCUCAGAUGUGGUCUAUAACCCAUGGAGGAAAGAAAACACUGGCAAUAAGUCCAGAGAGAUCAUGUACACCAUCUCCCUCUCCAACCCACUGGCUCCAAAGACGGCCACAGUCACAGAGACGCAGACUCUGCUUAAGGCAAGUCAAGUGAGCGAGUGCUACAUCAUUGACGCUGAGGUGAUUGCUCACGAUGUCCCGUAUCACGAUUACUUUUACACGCUCAACCGCUACAUGCUCACUAGAGUCGCCAAGAACAAGUGCCGCCUGAGGGUGUCAGCUGAACUACGCUACAGGAAGCAGCCUUGGGGACUGGUCAAGGGCUUCAUUGAGAGAAACUUCUGGAGUGGCUUGGAUGAAUAUUUUAGAUAUUUAGAGCUGGAGUUGAGUAAGGUACAGCUGGUGCUAUCUGAACCUCACGGACAGUCUCCCAAAUCCAAAGGCCUACGCACAGCUACAGUGAGGCGGAGGAAACACCCGCUGACGCACACGAGACAUCAGCACCUGGACGAGGCGCUCAGUCCCGUCACCACACCUGAGGAUGAGAAGAGUGUCAUCCAUCGCAUCAAACACGUGGCAGGAUCCACACAGACCAGACAUAUCCCUGACCACGGAUCGGAAGGCCUGGCUCUCUACAGCAUCUCCAAACUUCUGCUUAUAAUCAGCUCUGUGAUUUGUGUAAGUCUGGUGCUACUGGUAUUUUUGAACAUGAUGCUGUUUUAUAAGCUAUGGAUGCUGGAAUACACGGCUCAGAGUUUGACCUCCUGGCAGGGUCUCAGGUCUCAUGAAAGUAAACUUCCACAGACACAGAUCGAAUGGGCUCAACUUUUGGAGUCUCAGCAGCGUUACCAUGAAAACGAGCUGGAAAAAUGGAGGGAAAUAAUAAAGUCAUCUGUGCUGUUAUUAGAUGAGAUGAGAGAGUCUCUAAUGAAGCUACUGAAAGGUAUGGGGCUGAGAGACUACGAUUCAGACAGUGAAGAAAGCAGAAGUCGCCAUCACUGACGAACAGAGGCCCGGCUCAGCCGAUGUAAUGAACACCUCCACAUGUAAGCCACCAGAUGAGCUGGGCCGGGGCAUGGUAAGGGACGGCUCUCACGGUUCGGCUGCACCGCUGCGAGGCCUUUCUGACAACAGACACUGAUGCAAACCUAGUACUGUAAUUUCUCUGUCUUCUCUGCGAUGAAAGAGCUGAAAAAAUUGGAAGGAAUGCAGUCCCGUGAUCAUGGAUUCGGUCCGUUCAGCCAGGGCUAAAACAAACACACCAAAACGAUUGAACUGUCACUUCAAAACAGACACAGACUCUGGUUUAAACACUCGGAAAACUUGAGCGGAUGUUGGGUCUCGGCAGCAUCCCUUUUUUUUUUUUAAACCUUUUGGAGUCUGGGACCAGAUAAAGAAAAUAUGGAGUUACUAUCAGCAAAUGUUACGACGACAUGUACACAUUUAUUUAUAAAAACAAAAUAUGGAAUUGAACGAUAUUAUGAUAAACAUGAAAAUAUAUCAUUUCUAUGUAGAGCUAUAUUUGUUGCCAGAGUUCAUUAGUAACAUUUGGCUUCCAUGGAGAAUCAAGGCUGGUUCCUUGAUAGCUUGCGCCAUGGUGCAUCAACUAUAUGCAACUGGUAUAUCCUCCCCUGUCUGGAGGAAUGACUUCCUCUGAUUGGUUGAUUUGCAAUGGCAAAAGAGCCACGGUCUCUAACAUUCCAUCUACUAAGCGCCAUCGGCUGCAUUCCAGUUUCCAUGCUACUGCACAGUAAAAGUACAUACUUGGAAAAGGUACAUACUUUUAGACAUAUACCGUAUUUUUCGGACCAUAAGUCGCACCUGAGUAUAAGUAGCAUCAGUCCAAAAAUACGUCAUGACAAGUAA
Messenger RNA from Carassius auratus (goldfish), 2456 nucleotides. Its product is annotated as GRAM domain-containing protein 1B-like. NCBI's taxonomy places the organism in Eukaryota, Metazoa, Chordata, Actinopteri, Cypriniformes, Cyprinidae. The record is from RefSeq and is a predicted model, not a curated record. Gene Ontology annotation, molecular function: cholesterol transfer activity; cholesterol binding. The transcript is spliced from 12 exons. Gene Ontology annotation, cellular component: endoplasmic reticulum-plasma membrane contact site; endoplasmic reticulum membrane; plasma membrane. The coding region runs from base 177 to 1592 and encodes 471 amino acids. Gene Ontology annotation, biological process: intracellular sterol transport.